UGUGGAGCAGUGGUAUGGUCGUCGGGACACUCGGUCGUCCUCGUCGUCGUCGUCGUCGUCGUCGUCGCCGUCGGUGGUGCUCAGCCGAUUAGGUUAAGAGGAGCGGGCGCGCGCGGACGCACGGAUAUAAGGGAGAAGAGAAAGAAGAGGAAAAAAUAAAACGGUCGUCCGCGUCGUUGUCGUCAUCGCGCAUCGUUCGCUCGCGUUUCGUUCGCAUACGCGAUCGCGACCCGCGCUUGCUACGUCCGCACCGCUACACGCACUUAUACUGUUAAAAAAAAAAGUAAUAAAAAGAAUACAAUUGUAUACAUAUAUAUGUGCAUAUAUAUGUAUACAUAAAUAAAUACAUAUAAGAGAGGGAGUAUAUAUAAAUAUAAGCGAGGAGAAAACGGGAAGAACACGUCUCGCGUACUUGUGUGCAUUCGUACGAGCGCGCGUAUGUGACACGCGGUAGUCAGUGCGUUCAGUGAGAGUUGUGUCUCCUGCCUGUUUCCCUAUUGCUCCGGCCAUCCCUUUCGAUCACGGACUCCAACUGGAAGCGAUACACACCUGCGGCAUCAGUGGCGGCGGCGGCAGCGGCUGCCGCCGAGGGUGGUGAGAGCGAAUCAACACGGCGCAAGCCCUCGGAUCACCAGGAUCGGGUGUUCGUGGCUGGUUUACUGCGCGUACCGCGAUAGCUGCGUGGACAGGAAAGCGAAGCGCCUUCGCUGAGGACGCCGUUUUCGGAAUUCGGUGAUUCUAGCGUGUCCAGCAGAGACGUAUAUACAUUUGCCUCGGGGUAGACUUGUGAAGGGGAUAGCGAAUCCUCAGUCGGACAGUAGUGAGUCGAUCAGAACGAUGCUGAUCGAGUGAUUCUUUAUUAAAAGGUGCUUGAGAAUAAGCUAAAAGGCACUUUUUUGGGGGGGGAGGGGGCGGCAAACAAGUACAGACUUUAUUGGACGACAUUGAAGAAAGAUUGUAAUAGGGUGAUAGAAAGAGACGGCGAGAUAGAAAGAGAAAGAGAAAGAGAGGGAGAGAAAGAGGAAGAGAGAGAGGAGGGGAGAGCAAGGAAGAGUGUGAGAGGUGGUGAAAGAAAGAGAGAGAGAGAGGGGGGGAGGUUGAGAGGCUGAGAGUGGAAGACGAGCUCUGAGUGUCAGCGAGUGUGCGUGGCAGGUGAGCAGAAACGAAGAAGGAAAAAAGAGAUUCGGUGAUUUUCUCUUUGAACUCAGCGCACGUUCGCAAAAGAAGAAAAGAGGAAGGAAGAAGCUCGCGGUAGCUGCAUAUCGCGAGGACGCGGGCCGUGCACACGGGUCCCUCUUAGCGCGUGUCGCGCAUCUCCCGGGGGCGGCGCGAAAUUAUGAAGCGCAUAAAGUGCGUCCUACUGGCUGCCGCAGCUGCCGUUUGUGAUUGUGAUAGUCGCCGGUGAAUGUGUGACCCGGGGGCAGCAGAGAUCCGCCGGGAUGACGACCGAAGGGACGACCGUGCAGCCCCCGGUAGACUGCCUCAAGGAGCGGAAAUGGUGGUGCUUCCUGCUGUCGAGCAUCUUCACCUUCCUCGCCGGACUGCUGAUCGUGCUUCUUUGGCGUGCGUUCGCCUUCCUCUGCUGUCGCAAGGAGCCCGAGCUCUCUCCAAAUGACCCGAAGCAGAAGGAGCAGAAGACGGCCCGGCAGAACAAGGAGUUCGAGGGGACUUUUAUGACCGAAGCCAAGGACUGGGCCGGCGAGCUGAUUUCCGGACAGACCACCACUGGACGUAUCCUGGUGGUGUUAGUUUUCAUUCUCAGUAUAGCAUCGCUUAUAAUAUACUUCAUCGAUGCCUCCAGCGAAGUGGUGGAGCGUUGCCAGAAGUGGAGCAACAACAUUACUCAGCAGAUAGACUUAGCUUUCAAUAUAUUUUUUAUGGUCUACUUUUUUAUACGCUUUAUCGCCGCCAGUGACAAGCUGUGGUUCAUGUUGGAAAUGUAUUCGUUCGUGGACUACUUUACGAUACCACCGUCCUUCGUGUCGAUAUAUCUCGAUCGGACGUGGAUCGGACUGAGGUUCCUCCGAGCCCUACGACUGAUGACGGUCCCUGACAUCCUCCAGUACCUUAACGUUCUAAAGACAUCGAGCUCUAUUCGUCUCGCUCAACUCGUCUCCAUCUUCAUUUCGGUCUGGUUAACCGCUGCUGGCAUCAUUCAUUUGCUUGAAAACUCAGGGGACCCUUUCGACUUCUCGAACCCACAAAAGCUUCCGUACUGGACCUGUGUGUACUUUCUGAUCGUGACGAUGUCCACGGUAGGAUAUGGCGACGUUUACUGCCAGACGGUCCUCGGCCGCACAUUCCUAGUAUUUUUUCUACUCGUCGGUUUGGCAAUUUUUGCUAGUAGCAUACCCGAGAUAAUAGAGCUCGUAGGCAGUAGGUCCAAGUACAGCGGCGAGUACAAGCGGGAGCAUGGAAAGAGACAUAUUGUCGUGUGCGGUCACAUCACCUAUGAAUCGGUCUCGCACUUCCUCAAGGAUUUCCUACACGAGGAUCGCGAGGACGUCGACGUAGAGGUUGUCUUCUUGCAUAGGAAACCGCCUGAUCUCGAACUGGAAGGACUGUUCAAGCGGCACUUCACCACCGUGGAGUUCUUUCAGGGGACCAUCAUGAACCCGAUUGAUCUGCAGCGGGUUAAGGUACACGAGGCGGACGCGUGCUUGGUACUGGCGAACAAGUACUGCCAGGACCCGGACGCGGAAGACGCGGCGAACAUCAUGCGCGUCAUCUCCAUCAAGAACUAUUCGGAUGACAUUCGCGUUAUCAUUCAAUUAAUGCAGUAUCACAACAAGGCCUACUUAUUAAACAUUCCAUCGUGGGACUGGAAGCAGGGUGACGACGUUAUAUGCCUGGCUGAGUUGAAACUAGGUUUCAUCGCGCAGUCCUGCCUCGCGCCUGGAUUCAGCACAAUGAUGGCCAAUCUCUUCGCGAUGCGUUCCUUUAAGACGUCGCCGGACACACAGGCGUGGCAGAAUGAUUACCUGCAGGGCACGGGCUGCGAGAUGUACACGGAAACCCUCUCCCCGUCCUUUACCGGGAUGACAUUUCCCCAAGCCAGCGAGUUGUGCUUCACGAAACUGAAGCUCUUGCUGCUGGCCAUCGAGAUAAAGGGUGAAGCGGGCUCCGACAGCAAAAUCUCAAUCAAUCCACGUGGUGCCAAGAUCGCUGCAAAUACUCAGGGAUUCUUCAUUGCUCAAUCUGCUGACGAAGUAAAGCGGGCGUGGUUCUAUUGCAAAGCAUGCCACGACGAGAUUAAAGACGAGACUCUGAUCAAGAAGUGCAAGUGCAAAAAUUAUGUGGGGAUGAUGAUGAUGCAGACUGGCAUGGUGAAGGGAAACACUGCCUACAGCAGUUAUCUCGACGACGACCACCAUCCUCCCCCCACAUUCACUCCGCCAGAACUGCCCAAGAUGGUUCACGUAAGAGGUGAAAUCAGCCGUGAACGAGACGAUCCGAAUGCCAUGAGAAAUCAUCGGAAUUCCGUUGGGAUGACCCUGAUAAAUUCGACGAAGCAAGUCAACAAGGUGAAGCCGAACGUGAAUCGAGCGACAAACGACAGUCUGUCCAGCCCGAAUCAACCGUAUAAUCAGAGAUCGCAAGAGGAGUCCGCAUACGCUGGCUACCAUCUCGCCUACGAAGUCAAAAAGCUCAUGCCAACGAGCAGAGCCUCGGGUAGCACGAACGUUAACAACAACGGCGGUCUUCAGGUCGGGAUCGCUGACGAUCAAGCGAAAGAUUUCGAUUUCGAGAAGACCGAGAUGAAGUACGACUCGACGGGGAUGUUCCACUGGAGCCCCUCCCGUAAUCUCGAAGACUGCAUACUGGAUCGUAAUCAGGCGGCGAUGACAGUACUUAACGGACACGUUGUUGUCUGCCUGUUCGCCGAUCCCGACUCGCCUCUCAUCGGACUGAGGAACCUUGUCAUGCCAUUACGAGCUUCCAAUUUUCAUUACCACGAGCUUAAACACGUAGUGAUAGUUGGAUCGGUGGACUACAUACGCCGCGAGUGGAAAAUGCUGCAAAAUCUACCAAAAAUAUCGGUUCUAAAUGGUUCACCAUUAAGUAGAGCCGAUUUGCGUGCCGUUAACGUGAAUCUGUGCGACAUGUGUUGCAUCCUGUCGGCUAAAGUGCCUAGCAAUGAUGACCCCACCCUCGCCGACAAGGAGGCCAUCCUCGCAUCCCUCAAUAUCAAGGCCAUGACUUUCGAUGAUACAAUCGGCGUACUUAGCCAAGUUGGCAGCCCGAUCGUUUUGCAGCGACGGGGAUCCGUUUAUGGAGCAAAUGUGCCAAUGAUCACAGAGCUUGUGAAUGACAGCAACGUGCAGUUCCUUGACCAGGACGACGACGAUGACCCAGACACGGAACUCUACCUCACUCAACCGUUCGCCUGCGGCACUGCCUUCGCAGUCAGCGUAUUGGAUUCCCUCAUGUCGACGACGUACUUCAACCAAAAUGCGUUAACUCUGAUUCGGUCACUGAUCACCGGUGGAGCUACACCUGAGUUGGAAUUGAUCCUGGCUGAAGGGGCAGGCUUAAGGGGAGGGUAUAGUACGGCAGAUAGCCUGGCUAAUAGGGAUCGGUGUCGUGUUGGUCAGAUCGCGUUGUACGACGGGCCAUUGGCUCAAUAUGGCGAGGGAGGCAAGUACGGUGACCUCUUUGUCGCAGCAUUAAAGUCGUACGGAAUGCUGUGCAUUGGUCUGUACAGGUACAGGUUUCGAGACACUAGCUCGUCGUGCGACGCCUCUUCCAAGCGAUACGUGAUCACAAAUCCACCCGAUGACUUCACAUUAUUACCCACAGAUCAGGUUUUCGUGCUGAUGCAAUUCGACCCGGGUCUUGAAUACAGGCCGAGCAGGGGUGCCCGUGGCAAGGACGACUCCUCCUGAUUGUUGCUGUGUAGCGCCCUCACCGAUGGACCAUAUUCUUACAUCUAAUCAUGCGUUAGAAACCAUCGUGCAGUCCGUCGUCCCUACAGCUGUCCUGUCUUCGUCGACAAACGCUACUGUCUCAUGAUAUCGCGCAUUAUCAACGAGUCUAUCGCGAGUUAUUGUUCACAAGGCGGAUUGCAACCAUGUCCAUUCCCUCGAUUGACCGAUAUACAUUCAGCGACAAUGCAUAGCAAAUUACGCAACGCUUAUUCGCCAAUUCGAUCGCUCCUAAAACGGUUUACCUCGCUCGCCCCGCAUGGAAAUCGUUUUCACCGAGUCGUCGAGAAGUGAACGCUCGAUCGUCGGAAUGAGGACUCGGAGAAAAAGAAGCCUAAUGAACAAAGCUAUCGAAGAGAAGCGAGAAGGAUGAAGAGGAGAUAUACGCGAGAAGAGGAGGACAAUGGAAGGGGCAACGGAAAGUGGCAUGAUGCUAUGCGGUCCGAGGGUAGCUACACAUCUCUCUUUCUUUAUUCGAGCCAAUCAUCUUCGCUCGAGAACGAUGCUAUAAAGGACUGAAUCAGACAUUUCGCAAAGCGUAACACUGUGUUAUUAAGCCCCCCUAACGACCCCACUUUGCGGCUGAGAAGGUGGAAAGUGAACGGGAGGGGAGGGGGGGGGGAAGGGACAUAUAGCUUAAAAUUUUAGCACGUGGCUUAGCCUCAACGAGCGCUGUGGAAUUGCAGUAUCCUGCGCGGUGGUAAACGGAAAAACAAUCGCCGUCACAGUAAAAUUUCCGGUUUCCUUCUUUUCUCCGGCACGUGUUAAUGUAUAUAAUACGCAAUAUAUACCCAGAGAGAAGACCGUCGUUCAAUGUGCUGUGAGAGGGCGACGGGACGACGGGAGGAGGCGGAGGAGUGCGGCGAACUUGGACACAUUUCCCGAUGUUAUCCCCACAUCGAGAGACUCCUCUCAUCCCGAUCUCGCGUCGGGCUCUCGUGGACGGUGCCGGACUAUUACACGCAACCCUUACCUCGUGUGUCUUGUUUUACGACUUAACGAAACCGAAA
Molecule: messenger RNA, 5935 nt
Organism: Wasmannia auropunctata (little fire ant)
Lineage: Eukaryota; Metazoa; Arthropoda; Insecta; Hymenoptera; Formicidae
Gene: slo
Product: calcium-activated potassium channel slowpoke
Exons: 26
Coding region: 1440-4886 (1148 amino acids)
Biological process (GO): transmembrane transport; potassium ion transport
Cellular component (GO): postsynaptic membrane
Molecular function (GO): large conductance calcium-activated potassium channel activity
Source: RefSeq, a predicted model, not a curated record